AUGUUUGCACAGUUACCUGUCGUAGCCUUCUUAUGCGCAGUUCUAGUGCUUAUCCCUUUCCCUUGGCACUGGAGAGCUGGAACUGUGUCUACUCUUGCGAUCAGUGUUUGGCUUUUUGUGAGCAACCUCAUCUUCGGUAUCGAUGCUAUCAUCUGGGGAGAUACAGUCUUGAGUGUAGCACCUGUAUGGUGCGAUAUCGCAACGAAAAUUCAAAUGGGAAGCAACGUUGCCCUUCCUGCCGCCAUGUUCUGCCUCUGCAUGCAUCUGGAACGCGUUUCUUCAGUUCGUCAGGCUAGGACGACAUGCUCCGAGAAGCGUCGAAGGCAGAUAGUUGAUUCAUUACUCUGUUUUGGCGUACCAGCAAUCUACAUGGCUCUCCAUUAUGUUGUUCAAGGCCAUCGCUUUGAUAUUGUCGAAGGAUUUGGAUGUCGCCCGACCAUCUACGUAUCUGUAGCCUCCAUCUUCUUGAUUUGGGUACCCCCGCUAUUCUUUUCUGUGGGUGCAUGUAUAUUUGCAGCAAUGGCGUUUAGUCACUUCUGGCGUAGGCGUGCAACGUUCGCAAAACAUCUGCAGAAUUCCAAUACAGCACUCACCACGGGUCGUUACUUCCGAUUAAUGUGUAUGGCCAUAGUAGAAAUGUUUUUCGGUUUGCUAGUAACGUCUCUCAACAUGUGGUUCUCCCUUCGUGGUGGUCUUCGUCCUUGGAUUAGUUGGGGCAACGUACACUCGAACUUUUCCGAAGUUGCAUAUUUUCCCCUCGCUAUCAUCCCUCAAGCUGAGCUUGCUUGGACAUUCGCCUUGUGGUUUAUGAUUCCUAUUGCGUCUAUCAUAUUCUUUGGGUUCUUUGCCUUUGGCCAAGAUGCUAUGAAGGAGUACGCCGCGACGUUCGCCUGGAUCAAGCAUAAUGUCCUCCGUUUACCAGACACGGCCAGUGCUGGCUUUGGAUUUAUGUCCUCGCGUAUCACAGCCGAAACGGAGGCAAUCACCCCACCCUUCCUCAUAUUGCCACCCUAA
Molecule: messenger RNA, 1014 nt
Organism: Serpula lacrymans var. lacrymans S7.9
Lineage: Eukaryota; Fungi; Basidiomycota; Agaricomycetes; Boletales; Serpulaceae
Gene: Slrcb3
Exons: 5
Coding region: 1-1014 (337 amino acids)
Biological process (GO): G protein-coupled receptor signaling pathway
Cellular component (GO): membrane
Molecular function (GO): mating-type a-factor pheromone receptor activity
Source: RefSeq, a predicted model, not a curated record